AAAACUAUUAGAUGGCUUCCUGGACACAAACUGAUCCACCAAUCACGCGAUGGCCGUACAACCAGGAUUCCCUGGGGGAUACGGAGUAUCCCAAAUAAUGCCCAGCCCGACCUCACUGCCUACCUCGAUGCGGACAUCCAGCCUGAUCCAAUCACCAUCUGCUUCGUGACGGCUGCUGGCAUCACAGGUCAUAUCAUUACCAUUGCUCUCUUCCUCAUGGUCACCUCCUCUCUGGAGUUCAUCAGGCGGUCCUACUUUGAGGUGUUCUGGUACACUCACCACCUCUUUAUUGUGUUCCUGGUUGGCCUGGCCUUCCACCAAUUCCAACGUCUCCUGCCAGUCCAGACAAACAUUGCCGACCACGACCCUCAGAAUUGCUCUCAGUUCCGUGAGGUGGGCCCCGAUUCUGGAUUCUUCAACCGCACGACUGGGGAGGUCCUUAACACUACCAAUCAGGAGAUGACCAUUGAGAUCUGUCCUCCUGCCGAAUUCACUCCUGCCCCUGCCACCGCAUGGGCCUACAUGUUGGGUGGACUCAUCAUCUACGCCAUAGAGCGUACGGUCCGUUUCUUCCGUAGUCUGAGGAAGGUUGUCAUCAUCAAGGUGGUGGAGCAUCCCUCCAAGACCAUCGAGAUCCAGAUGAGGAGCAAGGGGUUCUUUGCUGAUGCUGGUCAGUACGUCUUUGUCAACGUGCCAUCCGCAGCUCUCUUUGAAUGGCACCCCUUCACCCUCACCUCUGUGAGUUUCUCCCAAACUGUAGUGUGCACUUUUCAACCGUUUGUGUUGCAGUUACCCAAUACGUUCACAGAAAGCCCUCUUAACACAUCUUAUGACUUAUGCCCCCUUGUUGGCAAGUGAAGCAAGCCUACCUGUAGUCGCCUGAAUGCGUUCCUAGACAGUGAAAUGUGUAAGCCAAAACCUGGCACAUUGCUAUUUGACUCUAUGGUCCUGUGGUAUUGUCAGCGUUGGGGACUUGAUGAGCCAAAACAUUUUACUUGAGGGAGAGCCAUGAUCACGCUAGACCUGCAAACCCAAAGUUGCCUGUAUUGAUGUUACUGGUGUGUGUGAAUGCAGGCUCCAGAGGAGGACUAUUUCAGUCUCCAUAUUCGUAUUGUGGGAGACUGGACAGAGGAGGUGGGCCGUCAGCUGGGGAUCGGUCGUGACGACUUCCAGCAGUCCUGGGAACUGCCUCGCAUCGCCAUUGACGGGCCUUUCGGUACUGCUAGUGAGGAUGUAUUUGAUCGUGAGGUCGGAGUCCUGGUGGGUGCCGGGAUUGGAGUGACUCCAUUUGCCUCCAUCCUCAAGUCUGUCUACUACAAGUUGAUUGACGAGAACACCAAGAUCCGACUCAAGAAGGUCUAUUUCUACUGGAUCUGCCCCGAGCCCACCGCCUUUGAGUGGUUUGCCGACCUCCUCCUCUCUCUCGAGAAACAGAUGGCCGAGAAGGGAAUAAGUGAUUUCCUGGACACCCACAUCUACCUGACCCGUGGCUGGAAGGACAACCAGGCGUUUGCCAUCAUGUUGAGGGAGGGAGACGAGGCCGACGCCAUCACUGGCCUCCAGGCAAAAACCCACUUUGGCCGCCCCGACUGGGCUAAGGAAUUUGACAGCAUCUCUCUCUCCCACCCAAACACUGGUGUGGGGGUGUUUUUCUGCGGACCUCCUGUUCUCUCCCACAACCUCCACAAAUACUGCAAUGAGUACACUCGACAGGGCGACUCCACCCGCGCACGCUUCUACUACAACAAGGAGAACUUCUGAGUGAUUCCGAUUGUGUCAAUUACCUCCCCUCUGCCCCUUCAAUUUAGUGAUUACAUAGUCUGAGUACUGCAUGCAUGGUGUACGAGAACUGAUAAUAGUAUAGUAAUAAGGAGUGUGUUUGCAUCCACUUUAGCUGUGUACAAAACCAUGUAUUAACAAUCACGAUGCUAAGUUUUGAAAAGAAAAUACAAUCAUAAAGAUCUGCUUGCACAAUGGGCCUAGAAGUGGCAUGCUGUGUUGAAGCGGAUGUUAAGUAACAAACACUGCUCCUCUUAUAACCAUCUGUAGACAUAUGUCCACUUGUUACUGAACUGAACUUCAUGAGCUUUUCCCCC
Messenger RNA from Geodia barretti, 2096 nucleotides. Lineage: Eukaryota; Metazoa; Porifera; Demospongiae; Tetractinellida; Geodiidae. The record is from the annotation of a GenBank genome assembly.